AUGAGUUCUCUUAAUACUCUCCCAUUGGAGGCUCUUCACCAAAUAGUUUCUUAUGUUCCUUAUGAAGAUUUUAAAAACCUUAGGCAAUCAUGUGCCAAGUUACAUGAUUCCUUAGAGCCCUUAUACUGGGAAGGCUGUGUAAUUGAUUUAUCCGACCCUUUUAAAAAACCAAUUAGAAUUAUUAGUCAACUUUUUGACAGUGAAUCAGAUGAGGACGUUUCCGAUUGUUUAGGCUAUAAUCUUUUAAAAGAAAAAUACCAACGAGUCUUUAAAUACCCAGUGGUUCCUUGGAAAGUUUUUAACAAUCCAGGAGGGAUUUUCUCUGUUGAAUGUUAUAAAAUAACUGAAUUCCCUGAUGUCAUGAACUCGUUCUCUAAUACACUGAAGAAUCUUAAACUUUUAUUUUCUUUGAGCGACGCAGGAAAAACAUUGCUGGUAUCACCAGGGUUUGAGUUAAACAAUUUGGAAAGUCUUUUUAUAGAAACGACUAAUGGUGGUCCUUAUCUUAAAGACUUUUUCUCACAGUGUUCCAAAUGGCCCAAUCUAAAAACAUUGACCCUGAGUACGAGGGUAAUUCUUGAAUCGAUAAACACCGGUCAAAAAACAUUGUACUCAACUCAUGAAGAAGUAUUGUCGUUACAAGCUAUUCCCCAUGUCCAAAACUGCCGAUUGAAAAUUGAUAUUUGUGAGGCCUCCCGGCUUUUGGAUGUCCAGAAACCUUUGAGUGAUCUUCCUUAUGUGAACGUUCCAGCAAUAACCACUCUUGAGAUUGAAGAUGAGGCCUCACUUUUAGGUUUUGAAAUGUUAAAUCAAGUGUGGAAUUUUCCAAACGCAGAGUUGGAAUUAUUGAUCACAAGAAAGGAGUAUCCACAGGCAUUGGUAGAGUAUUUACCCAUUAUCUCGCAACACAUAAAUAUUCUGUCUUUUUUCUUGCCGUUUAAUUUUGUUUUUUCUCACAGACCAGUGUUUCCUAAGUUUCAAAGUUUGUCGUGUCUUCACUUUCAACCGGUUGCUUAUGAAAGUUAUGGGAACGUUUAUCUCUCUGAGUAUACCGAUGAAGGUAAAAUAAAGAGUUUUCUUGAACAAUUUUUAUUAAAUUUUCGAGAAACUGAUCCAAAGAAUGAGCUUGAAACUGUAAAAAUUAUAGAGCCUCUUUUGGAAAAAUUUUGCAUAGAUAAAGACCAGUAUCAGCCACUUAUUGACGUGCUUUGUGGGCUAACGACAGACUCUAAAAACAUGAUGCACCUUUUGGAAACUUUUUCGAGGUUCCCAACAAAAGUCUCUUGUUCACAAUCGAUAUAUUCUAUUGCUGUGAACGAAAUGAUAUUCCGCGAUAUGAUGGAGAUUAAGAAUUUGAAAUAUUUAAGUGUCGAAAUGAGCAAGGGAUUUUAUCCAUCGCCGUAUUUACAGCGUCUUGCGGAAAUUCAUACUUCUUUACAGCAAAUUCGAAUGUUUUCAAAAAAAAAUACGACAUCAAUCUCCUUGAAAAUUCCAUCGUAUGCGCCAUCAGUUGUUGGCAUGGGCGAUGAAUAUUCCCGGCUACAGCAGCCAAUCCCUCUUUCACAAAAAGAAACCGAGAAAUACAUGUAUAAUGUAUUUCCUGACGUUCAUUAUAAGUAUUUUUUUGAGUUUGAUGUAUCAACAAAUGUUGUCUAUGGUUAUGGAGACCCUGACGUGACGGUAACUGUGAUGAUCGAUUGUGUUAUUGAUGUGGCAAGGAAACGGAGGUUCUUAAACACGCCGUAUCAGCAAGCCUUUAUUCCAGAAAGCCAAGUUUCAAAGGAUUUAAAGUUUUACAAGCACAAUAUAUAUGAUUUUGAUUUGAUGAUCAAAGGUCCUAACUUUCAAGGCUGGCUUUAA
Magnusiomyces paraingens is the source of this 1860-nucleotide messenger RNA. RefSeq lists its product as uncharacterized. The record is from RefSeq and is a predicted model, not a curated record. NCBI's taxonomy places the organism in Eukaryota, Fungi, Ascomycota, Dipodascomycetes, Dipodascales, Dipodascaceae. Gene Ontology annotation, molecular function: protein binding. The transcript is spliced from 2 exons. The coding region runs from base 1 to 1860 and encodes 619 amino acids.